AUGGGUUCUUGCAAGUUCAAAUAUCCGAAAAUGUUUGUUGAUCAAACAUCAAAAGGAAAUGAUUCUUAUCCAAUUUAUAAAAGACGAAAUACACGUGAAGUUGUGAAAAAUAAUUAUGUGAAUAUAGAAAUAGAUGAGGUAAAUGAAUAUCGGUCUGAUAGAUGGGUAUCACCUCCGGAAGCUAUAUGGCGUCUCUUUCGUUUUCCUAUUAGCGAAAUGUCUCCGAAUGUUUAUCGUCUUCAGCUGCAUCUUGAUGGACAACAACUUGUUUCUUUCAAGAAAAAUAUGAAUGUAAAUACGAUUGUAAAUAAUACCAUGAUUAAAAAAACUAUGCUGACCGAGUUCUUCUAUAUGAACAAAGCAGAUAAGAAUGCCACGAAGCUGAACUUACUGUACAUAGAAUUUCCUGAAUACUUUGUGUGGUCCUCCAGCAACAAAUUUUGGACACUUCGACAGCGUUGUUGUGUUGUUGGUCGGUUUGUAACAUGUCAUCUGAUAGAAGGAGAAUAA
Molecule: messenger RNA, 510 nt
Organism: Nicotiana tabacum (common tobacco)
Lineage: Eukaryota; Viridiplantae; Streptophyta; Magnoliopsida; Solanales; Solanaceae
Source: RefSeq, a predicted model, not a curated record